Molecule: messenger RNA, 2301 nt
Organism: Myxocyprinus asiaticus (Chinese sucker)
Lineage: Eukaryota; Metazoa; Chordata; Actinopteri; Cypriniformes; Catostomidae
Product: rho-related GTP-binding protein RhoG-like
Exons: 2
Coding region: 325-900 (191 amino acids)
Biological process (GO): regulation of actin cytoskeleton organization; actin filament organization; establishment or maintenance of cell polarity
Cellular component (GO): cell cortex; cytoskeleton; cytoplasmic vesicle
Molecular function (GO): GTP binding; GTPase activity; protein kinase binding
Source: RefSeq, a predicted model, not a curated record
CCGUAAGUUGAAGAAUGAGCUAGUAAGAGAAAAGGAUUGCGAUUCACAGUGAAGAUUUUGUUUUAAUUACCUUCAAUUAUGUUCAUUUAAUAGCAUUUUGAAUCUUCUCUCUCGCGCUCAGUUUGUAUACGACUUUUACGCGUAGUUAUAUGCCUCUUAGGGUUGAUGUUUAUGCUUAAUAACAGAUUAAUGUGAGUCUCAUCCGCUAGUUUGUUAGCAGAGCGCCGUUGCCGCUGCAAUGAUGGAAACUUAAGCAGCUCAAAGCAAACACUCAUUCAGCUCCUCAGGCCACCCAAACACAGGACCCCUGUGCCAGGCAGCAAAAUGCAGACCAUAAAGUGUGUUGUCGUUGGUGAUGGUGCGGUGGGAAAGACCUGCCUGUUGAUCUCCUACACCACUAAUGCCUUCCCAGAUGAGUACAUUCCGACGGUUUUUGACAACUACAGCACACAGACCUGUGUGGACGGCCGUGCCGUCAGCCUUAACCUAUGGGAUACGGCCGGUCAGGAGGAGUAUGACCGCCUGCGAACCCUCUCUUACCCACAAACGCAUGUGUUCAUUAUCUGUUUCUCCGUGGCUAGUCCUUCCUCUCAUGCCAAUGUCAGACAUAAAUGGCACCCAGAAGUGUGCCACCACUGCCCGGGCGUACCUGUGCUGCUGGUGGGAACUAAGAGAGACCUGCGGGCAGACAAGGAGACCCUGGAGAAGCUGAAGGAGCAGGGAAUGAGUCCAACCACCCCGCAGCAGGGCAGCGCGCUGGCCCGCAGCAUUGGCGCGGUGCGAUAUCUGGAGUGCUCAGCUCUUCUGCAGGAGGGAGUCAGAGAGGUCUUCAACGAGGCAGUUAGAGCUGUUCUCUACCCCAGCACCAAGAAACAUACCAAGAAAUGUGUGCUGUUAUAACUAUCGGAGGGUGGGUGGGUGUGUGUGUGUGUGUGAGAGAGAGUUACUGAGUUUCAAUGAGGGUAUGGAUGGAAGUUAGAUGUGAUCGUCUUGUUGAUAUGACUGUGUGUGUCGCUACCACUUUAUGUUUGUAUCUCUACACUACAGAUAGCAGUAGGUGCACAGACUGUUAAUAAGUGAGUUUGAGACUGUGUGCUUGUGUUAAACUUUACACACAUAUCAUCACCUAAGACAUUAAUACAGCACUACAGUGUUGUAAUCUGAAGGCAGGCAGAGGAUGAAUUUGUCUGAAGGACUAUGGGCAUUGAUGACUGCUGCUCUCCCAAAAUGCCUUAAAACCCCAGCACAAAAAGACAACAAAAAAAAGAAGAUUUUUAAGGAAACACUCAGAGGAUAUUUAAUGCACCAAAGUGUCAAUUUAGUCUAAUGUGUCUGGAUGUCUUAUUAAAACAUAUGAAGGUGCUGUCUUCCCUUGUGCACAUCUGUACUCUGUUCAACAGCGUAUACUUUUCCCCUACACCCUAACGGCAAAAUGUGAGGCCUUGCAACCCCACUAAUAUGUGUGGUAUCUUAACACAAGACCUAUAGUUUUGACCUACCUAUAGGAACUAUGCCAUCCUGUUUUCCCUACAUUAUGACCUGUAAAUGAUCACCGUUGGGUUGAUUGCCUUUCAAGUCAGGACAUGUUGUGGAAUCCCAGCGUGCCUUCAGAGGCUCAGCCUGAGCUUGGCUCUUCCUCUGACAUCUCACAAACGCAUCCUUCCUCUCUGCUCAUUUCACCUAGGGUGCUACUUUGGGUGCCAGCUGACAUUUAUUUCUGGAAAGUGCUGCUGAAAGUUUACAGUGGGCUAUGUUAGUUUAUAGAGAGCUGUUGUAGCUCACCUGCCUCCGAUUAGAGCUGUUAAUGAAGGGAUGAAGUGCUGUUGUAUAAAACUCUUGAGAAAGUAAUGAAGAUCUUUCCAUAUUUGGCUCGCUCUGCCUGAAUCCUCAGAGUUUACAAACCCGUUAUUGAAACUAAAGUGCCACUACUAUUUGUAUUAUUUGUAUUUUACACAACUUAAAUGUUGAUCCACUCCAAUGAAGUGCCAUGUUACGAACUGUUGAGGAAGGAGAUAAGCUUUCUGUUCAAAAUAUUUAGACUGUGGUUAAUAUUCACAAACACUAAAAGUUCAGGUUUAGUCUUCAUUUGGGUCCACAUGUACAUUUUAUAUAUUGAAUGUCUACUUUUUUUUUUUUUUCAGCCAAAGGCUGCUUCAUCAAAAUUUUUGUUUUUAGGACACUAAUGAAACACCAAAAAUUGGCCCAAUUUUUUUGUAUUAAAAUGGUUUUUACUUUUUAAUUGUCAUUAUUUUUAAAAUUAUACCUCCACUUGCAUGACAAAAUAAACCAGUUGUAAAGUAA